Rasamsonia emersonii CBS 393.64 is the source of this 1608-nucleotide messenger RNA. RefSeq names its product Rad21/Rec8 N terminal domain protein. Gene Ontology annotation, cellular component: cohesin complex; synaptonemal complex. Gene Ontology annotation, biological process: synaptonemal complex assembly; replication-born double-strand break repair via sister chromatid exchange; mitotic sister chromatid cohesion. Lineage: Eukaryota; Fungi; Ascomycota; Eurotiomycetes; Eurotiales; Trichocomaceae. The record is from RefSeq and is a predicted model, not a curated record. The annotation marks the transcript as partial. Gene Ontology annotation, molecular function: protein binding; chromatin binding. The transcript is spliced from 4 exons.
AUGAACCCGGAAGUUCCGAUGGCUUUGCGACUUCAGGGAAAUCUUCUAUAUGGCGUGUCAAGAGUCUAUAGCCGGCAAUGCGUAUACACACUCACGGAUGUGCAGGCCAUGCACGAUAGAAUGAAAACGGCUUUGAAAGUCAUACAUGGAAGGGGAUUAGACCCAGAGGCUGGAAAGGCACGGUACGUUAUCUUCGCAGAUAUUUACGCGUAUAUACGUGCUAUCACUUCAGUGCUGGCUAAUGUUGGACAUGAAAGCCCCGAAGAGCUUAUCGUACCGUACGAUCCAGCGUUUAUACCGGAGCUCAGCCUCCCGGGGUUGAAUCUUGACCUUGUCAAUAUUCACACCGCAAAAGAAUCGAGCUUGAAUCUUCAUUCUAGCCUGCUUUCAUCCAAUCUAAGCAACUCGGAUCAUUCUCGUGCUGGAAUAGAUGCACUUCCACAGCUAGACAUAUCUUCUCCGAGUAUUGCUCUAGGCGAGACUGGGGGGUUUACUCUUGCUAGUGACAGAGCGAGUUCUACGCAGAAAGACAAUUAUCGUUUCAGAGGUUCAGCUUUUGAAGACGAAGAGGGCGUGCUCCUUCAGCCUGACUUUGAGUUUGACGAGGACGGUAAUAUUGUGGAUCUUGUCACGAAUGAGCUUUCUGUGAGCAGAGCAGAUGAGCAAACUAAUCUCCAGCAAAGUGAACUCACCGUCAGAGACCGAGUGAGCGCAGACGCUCGUCGAGGAACCUUGCCUCACCAGCAACAGAACGGUGAGCCCAUGGACUUAGAUCACGACAAUGACUAUGUCGUGGCGGAAGACAUGAAUGGCUCUCCUGAAAGACGGUCCCCGAGAUCGGGACGUCACUCUGAUCCUGAAUACGUAGAGGGAGUUGAAGAGACAUCUGAAACUCGCAACGCUGGGAUGUCCCGAAAGAAGAGAGCUUGCAAAAAGGUAGAAGCUGAUGAAUGCUCACAAAUUAGCCGGACUGAAUUAGUCCGUUUGGAGGAUGAGUAUCUGCAGAACAUGUCCCUGGCCUCAAAGCAGAAAAAGCACAACAAAGACUUGACACAGGCGAAGAAGAAUGCCCUCUUCUGGGUCGUGGGUGGGGGUAUUGGUUCAGUCGGUAUGGGACUCGGCGUUUCUCGUACCAGCCAUCCUCUCCAGGAAUUCUGUGGAGAGCAACUUCUGGCUGCAUUGGGUGCGCAAGAUGUUUCCGAUGAUACCCGACGCAAACGCGGCUUGAGCUUCCAUGGCGAUGAUGUGUCCAGUGACGAAGGAAGGCGUGUUCGUCCGCGCGUGGACGAGGAGAUUGAGACGGAUCUUCCUCGUGGAGACGAGCUUGCGUUUGGCGAUGCGGACGUUCUGAUGCAAGAGGAAGUUGAGAUUGGCCGCCAUGCACCGCCAUCACUUCAGGACGAUGCAUCUUCUCAAAUGCCUUGGAAUAUUACAGCAUCCAUCCAAGGAUCGAUCCAUGGCUCUGCUUCUAGUCGCCCAUUUGAAAGUAUGGAGCUUUCUUCUCGUGGGCAGCUAGGAGGCUUUAGCCGGUUUGGUGGUCGUUUCAUAAACUCGAGUCCGCUUGCUGGACGUGGUCUUGCUGUUGAUCGUGUCGGACAUGACAGGCUG